Molecule: messenger RNA, 1607 nt
Organism: Drosophila rhopaloa
Lineage: Eukaryota; Metazoa; Arthropoda; Insecta; Diptera; Drosophilidae
Exons: 3
Coding region: 10-1602 (530 amino acids)
Biological process (GO): proteolysis
Molecular function (GO): serine-type endopeptidase activity
Source: RefSeq, a predicted model, not a curated record
AUCGUGAUCAUGUGGAUUUUGCUGCUGCUCCUAACUCUUCUUAAAGCGAACUCUACCAGGGCCCUUUUCGAUCAGUGCAAUCACCAGGUGAAGCUGCAAACGGGCCAGAAACUGCUCAUCAACUCGCCCUAUUACCCGGCUUUGUAUCCUAGAGGCACAUCCUGUCGCUAUGCCGUGGAGGCUCCCAAGGAUCAGGUUCUGCAAUUCAAAUGCGAACUCCAGUUGCAGACGCUUUCCACGGACUUGAAAUGCCGCACGGAGGUGUUUCACUUCAAUUCCGAGGGCGACGAGGUGUUAACAAGCUCGGAAUACUUUUGCGGCAGCGGAAAAUUCGAGCGCAAAAGUUUUCUCAAUCGUGCGGUGAUUUCGUACAUAUCCAAUGGGCAUUCGGAGCCGCCCUCAGCCGUGAAGUUAAAGGAUAAACUCUCGGCGGGAACAAGUACAAGCUCAACUACCGAGGCACCUCAAGCUGUUUCCAUAGAGGAGCAGGACGAGGAAGAGACGGAGGCGGUGCAGGAGGGGCCAGAGGAAUCCGAGGAAGACCUCGGCGACGAAGUGCUGCACGUGCUGCAAGAUGUGGGCGUCAGCGAUGCACUGGCCUAUGUGGCCUCCUUACUUUACGACGACGAAGAUGCCAGGAAGUCCAGAACCACUACUAUUUACCUCCACGCACUGCCAAUUCGCAGCAGUUCGAAGACUUCCGGAAAACGUGCCCGGAUUGUUACCAGCUACCCACUGGCCCCAUCCCCUCGCCAGGGAGGAGGACGCUUCUCCUGCCUCGUGGAGGCCAUUCGGCCCACGUGCAGCUGCGGCUGGAGCCGCACUCCCCGGAUAGCCAGUCCCACCAACGAGGAGGCCGUCCUGCACGAGUUCCCGCCCAUGGCCGGCGUGCUGACCAAGAAGCACGGAAAGCUCUUCUGCGGCGCCGCAAUCAUUCAUCAUCACUACUUGCUGUCGGCGGCGCACUGUUUUCUUGGCCCGGAGACGAGCAGUGCCGCCCAAUUGCGGGUGGUGGUGGGCGAGCACGACUUGGCCAGUGCCUACGAGACGUUCGCCACCCGUCGCUACGACCUUGAGGCCUUGAUCCUACACGAGGAGUUCAGCCAGGCGAACGGGCAGCCCAGGAACGACAUCGCCCUGCUGAGGACGCGAACGCCGAUCGUGUGGAGUCGGAACGUGGGUCCUGCCUGUCUGCCACUGCAACCGACGGAGGAUGGCAGGAAGCUUCCGCUGGCGGGGCACCAGGUGGUCGCCGCCGGAUGGGGUACCACUUCGUACGGCGGACCACAGACCCACCGCCUGCUGAAGGCCACCUUGGAUGUGAUUGACGGGCAGCAGUGCCGGCAGACUUUGAUCUCCGCCGGAGGAGGAGUUCCGCCGCACUCCUUUUGCACCUACACGCCCGGGCGGGACAUCUGCCAAUACGAUUCGGGCGGGGCUCUUUACGAGCGGAUCAACGGACGUCUGGUGGCCGUGGGCAUCGUCAGUUUCGGCCAGGCCUGCGCCACCCAACAGCCGUCGGUCAACACACGCGUCGCCUCCUUCAUCAAGUGGAUCCGUUCCAAAAGCCCCGAGGUUGCCUAUUGUCCUGGCCGGGUAUAAGAGCA